Odocoileus virginianus texanus is the source of this 1417-nucleotide messenger RNA. The record is from RefSeq and is a predicted model, not a curated record. NCBI's taxonomy places the organism in Eukaryota, Metazoa, Chordata, Mammalia, Artiodactyla, Cervidae.
AUCCGGGGAGCUGGAUGAUUGGCUCCAGAACCUUGACAGAUGGAAGUGUCUCCAGGUUCUGGAUCCUUUGGGAGAAGUUCUGGGAAUAUCUGGACAUUCCAAGUGGGGAACUGAAGUCAGAUGAAUCAUGCAAUGGUGACUUCACUGAUGAUGGUGACCUCAUCCCUUUGGCCCAUAGAAAAGCCAAAACAGACUGCCAGGAGUACUUCGAGCCCUGGGUUGAUUCCACCAGUUGUAUAUGGAGUAGGAGGCAGAGGGGAGUAUUAUCCCAGAUGUCCAGGUCAGCCCACUGCUGCGAGGUCAGACUGAGAGGGUCGUCUGCAGAAAGAAAGAAGCAACAGUGCCAGGUUCCAGUGGGUGUUCCAAGUUCCACAUUCCGCCUGCAGAUGCCCGGCGCCAGAGGAAGGCUGGCCCUUCGCAGGGGGGCUGGUAAGGAUUUGUCUGCUCAGAAAGUGGAGCUCCGGAAACACACCUGGAAUUCUGCCCAAAGUCAGAGAAACCAGAGGGCCCACCAGUUCUCCCUCUUACCUCCCUUUCCAGGAGCAGCCAUGGCCCUAAGUGAUUUCGAUGUGCAAAAGCAGAUUAAGCACAUGAUGGCUUUCAUUGAGCAGGAAGCCAAUGAGAAGGCAGAAGAAAUAGAUGCCAAGGCUGAGGAAGAGUUCAACAUUGAGAAAGGACGCCUUGUGCAAACCCAACGACUGAAGAUUAUAGAGUAUUAUGAGAAGAAAGAGAAGCAGAUAGAGCAGCAGAAGAAAAUCCAGAUGUCUGCCUUGAGGAAUCAGGCAAGGCUGAAAGUCCUGCAAGCCCGAAAUGACCUCAUCUCAGAGUUGCUGAAUGAUGCAAAGCUGAGACUCAGCCAGAUGGUGACAGACCGAAAAUUUUACCAGGGGCUCCUGGAUAAACUAGUGCUCCAGGGUCUGCUCCGACUGCUGGAGGCUGUGAUGAUUGUACGCUGCAGGCCACAGGACCACCUCCUGGUGGAGGCUGCAGUGCAAAGAGCCAUCCCCCAGUACACCACAGUCUCCCACAGAUGUGUGGAAGUUCAAGUUGACAAAGAGGUGCAACUGGCUACAGACACAAUUGGAGGUGUGGAGGUCUACAGUAGCGAUCAGAGAAUAAUGGUUUCUAAUACUCUGGAAAGUCGACUGGAUCUCUUAGCCCAGCAAAAGAUGCCAGAAAUACGAAAGGCCUUGUUUGGAGCCAAUGACAGCAGGAAGUUUUUUGUAUAAGCCUCUGGAAACUGAAGCUCCUGUUGAACUUCUAAGCCAUAAAAGUAUAACUCAUUAGGGCAAAGCAAACUGGUAAUAUCUCCUCCUCUGUUUUGCUCUGGGAUUAGUCUGUCUUUAUAAAAUACUCUCUGACUAGCUAAAGGCAUUAUACUUUGGAAUAAAGCCCGACUUAAUGCUUAUAAAUCUAA